Molecule: messenger RNA, 2340 nt
Organism: Psylliodes chrysocephalus
Lineage: Eukaryota; Metazoa; Arthropoda; Insecta; Coleoptera; Chrysomelidae
Source: the annotation of a GenBank genome assembly
UAUAUGGCAAAUAUAUAUACACAAUCAUCAAAAUAACAUAAAAGAUUAUUAUUAAUAUGUAAAGUUGAAUCGAAAAAUAUAAUGCAGAUUUCACAAUUUCGGCGAGAUCGAAGUACAAGCGGUAAUCGCCACGGGCGCCAACAUACGAUGGUCAGGGGGUCGUCUGUCCUCCGGGAUUUGAGAUCUCGCCACAGCUGUCGACUAUUAUAGCCCGCGGCGUUCUGUAAAUCUUUUGAACGGCGCCCAUGGUAACCUCUGUAUUGCAAUCUUAACGUGACAGAUAUAGGUACCAGAUUACUAUUGCGUAGGACUUUACGAUCGAUAUAAAAAAGAACACUAACCUCAAUAUUAUGUAACCAUGAAAUAGAUGCCCCACAACAAACAUGCGUGAAACGCUGAUAGCUACAAAUGAAAAUAAUACUAGAACUAUCUUUAAAAACCGAAACAAUCAACAACUAAAUCAUAACAUCGAUAUAUCAAUAAAAGAUAUUUUAACCAGCGAUUUACUAGUUUCAAUAGAAGUUAGUCCUAAUAGAAAUUUAAAUUCUGACGAUCUAUCGAAAAUACCUUGUAGUUUUUGCUCAGUUACAUGGCUUAGCCCUACAAGCGAAGAAUUGAAGAAUGUCGAUAAAAUACCGGCAAUUAUAUUGGCCAAGCAACUGCAUUACCACGGCCAAACUGUAUUGCUUCAUCUUGCUGGAAGAAACCUAAAAAAAUAUCAGGUUUUGAAGAUUUUAGAAAUCCUAAAGAACGCUGGGAUUAGGAAUAUAUUGGCGUUGCAAGGAAAUGAAUCCAAAAUUAUAGAAAAAGACGACAACAGAUGUGACUUUCCAUAUGCUGCUGAUUUAGUUGAAUUUAUUCGUUCUUAUUAUGGUCGUUUAUUCACUAUUGGCGUAGCUGGUUACCCAGAAAAUCAUCCAAACUCCAAAAGCAUCGAAAGCGAUCGAGAAUUUCUUAAAAAUAAGGUAUCACGUGGCGCAGAUUUUAUUCUAACUCAAGCCUCCUACAAUUACUCAGCCUUCUCUAAUUUCGUCAAACAAUGCCGGUCUAUCGGCAUAGACAUUCCCGUCAUUCCCGGAAUAUUUAUCAUCAGUUCCUAUGGGACCUUCAUGGCCAUGUCGAAGUUGUGUAGCGUGCCUGUCCCGAAAAAUAUCUUGAAAAUAGUUGAGAACAUCAAGGAAAGCAAUGAAACAGUUAGGGAGUUUGGGAUAGCACAGGCUAGUGAAAUGAUGAAGACAUUUUUGAAAAAUAGAGAACUGUUUGGAGGAAUUCACGUAUUUUCUUUAAACAAUUUGUGUUUGUUAAGGGAGGUUUUAAAGAGGGUGGGAUUUUGUUUAAAGAUAGAAAGGCCUUUUCGAGUAAAUUAUGAUUGUGCUAAAAGAUUUAUAAAAUGAAUAAUAGUCCAGGAGAUAGUGACGAUUGUUGGUACUUAUUUUCCCAGUCAGCUAGAAUUGUAUGGUUAGUAAUUCUAAGCAAAAUUCAUAUAUAUUUAGGGAGGUUCAGAUGGGUUGAGGCGGAAAUUGCGUCAGAAUAUACGAAAACACGGCACUUUUUUUUCUAGUUAUAAAAAUAGUUCUAAUAGUAAGAUGUAUAUUGAAGUUAUGUAAAAAAAAAUCGUCUGGCUAAUCUUUGAUUAUGGAUAAUACCUCAGGCAGGUAAAAAACUAAAAUUUUCAUAAAAAAAAUUCUACAAUUUCGCUGUUAUGAAGGCUUAUAUUAUGAUAACAGCUUAAAAUACAAUCUGGCUAAUGUAGAAUACCCCGAAAGCCUUGCUAGACUCGUCUAAUGAUCGGCAGGCGCGCUAAAUUCGGCACGUUCGAUUAUACAGGUGAUUAGUUUAACUACCUGGCAAGGUCUUCGUGAUUGUAAAUGUCAGCCAGACAUAUUUUCUAUAAAAUUAUAGUAUAAUCUAUCAUGUGACAAAUUUUCAAAUAUGGGAAAAUAACAGCAACAGUUUUCUAUUGCUGCCAGACUUAUUUUUAAAUACAGUUUAUGAUUGUAUCAAUUUAUAUGCUAAAUUUCAAGUUUGGAAAAAUAAGGGUUACGGAUUCGCAUAAUCAUGCAGUCAAAUUUUUUAAUUCGAAAAAUUUCAGCCAUAUUCACUUUCCGCUAUCUGAGACAAGCCAGAUUGCUAUUUUUAUAAACUUUAUGUUCUACUUGUAAAUGUAAAAUAUUGAUAACGGGGAAAAUAACUGGACUUGUAUUGUUUAUAUAUUUUUGAAUCUAUCCAAAAUAUUUAGCCAGACUGAAAAAUUUUGUUUUUUAUCACUAAGAGAACAGAAUAUUUUCAUAUACAGAGAUUGGGAAAAUAAGUACGAAAAAAAUUCACUGUCUCCUUGAC